Molecule: messenger RNA, 486 nt
Organism: Babesia microti strain RI
Lineage: Eukaryota; Apicomplexa; Aconoidasida; Piroplasmida; Babesiidae
Product: large subunit ribosomal protein L21e
Exons: 1
Coding region: 1-486 (161 amino acids)
Biological process (GO): translation
Cellular component (GO): cytosolic large ribosomal subunit; ribosome
Molecular function (GO): structural constituent of ribosome
Source: RefSeq, a predicted model, not a curated record
AUGCCUCACUCAUUCGGAAUUCGAUCGCGAACUAGAAAAAAGUAUUCUAAGGCGUUCAGACGCCAUGGAAUGUCAACUGUUGGUCGUUGUUUGCAAACUUUCAAACGUGGAGAAUACGUCGACAUUAUUUGCGAUCCAGCGCAACACCGCGGCAUGCCUCACUCAUUUUAUCACGGUAGAACUGGUAUAGUUUACAAUGUUGCCCCUAGGGCCUUGUCUGUUAUGGUUAGAAAAGUUGUGGGCAAUAGGGAAAUCCUUAAACGUAUAAACGUUCAUAUUGACCACGUGCGAAAAAGUCGUUGUAGGGAAGAUUUUAUUAAUCGCGUAAAGGCAAACGACCGGGCAAAGAAUGAGGCAAAGGCAAGGGGAGAAAGUGCUCCAUUAUGCAAGAGGCAACCAGCAGGCGUAUCUCCUGGGUAUAUUGUUAAGGCCGAUCCUAAUAGUAUAAUUACCAUGGAUGCCAUACCUUUUGUUGAAAAGUAUUAA